AUGUUGCGCUUAAACAAGUUAUCUGUCAGCAAAAGAGCAUUUUCCACUUCCUCUCUUUUACUCAAAGAUAUCAAGAACGUCACCAUUAUCGGUGCUGGCUUGAUGGGUUCCGGUAUCGCUCAAGUAGCUGCUCAAGCUAAAUACAAUGUGACAAUGGUUGAUACCUCGGAUGCUGCUCUUGAAAACGGUAAAAACAUCAUCUCUUCCUCAUUAAAACGCGUAGCACGUAAGAAGUUCGCUGAUGAUGAAGCCAAGCAAAAGGAAUUUAUCAACCAAACGAUGAACAACAUAAAGACCUCUAAGGAUCCUAACGAGGCAGCUUCCUCAUCUGACCUUAUUGUCGAGGCUAUUGUGGAGAACAUUGACAUCAAACAAAAGUUAUUCAAGGGAUUGGACCAAGCAGCAUCUGCUGAUACCAUUUUCACCUCCAACACAUCUUCUUUACCCGUCACAUUGAUUGCUGAAGCCACAUCAGAUGAAAGAAAGAAACGCUUUGCUGGUCUUCAUUUCUUCAACCCUGUACCUGCUAUGAAGUUGGUUGAAAUUGUUCGUACAGACAAAGUGAGCGAUAGUGUGAUUGAUGCUUUGAACCAAUUCUCAAAGAACGUGGGUAAAGUACCUGUAAACUGUAAGGACACACCUGGUUUUAUCGUAAACCGACUUCUUGUUCCUUAUCUUAUGGAAUCUUACCGUAUUCUCGACCGUGAAGAAGCCUCGAUUGAAGACAUUGAUACUGCCAUGAAGUUGGGUGCUGGUAUGCCUAUGGGUCCUUUGGAACUCUCUGAUUUCAUUGGCUUAGAUACCAUGAAAUUCAUUGUUGAUGGAUGGCACAAGGAGGGUAAGAUCGACCCUGCUCUCACUCAACCAUCCAAGGCAUUGGAUAAGCUUAUUGCUGAAGGUAAUUUGGGACGCAAAACCGGAAAGGGUUUCUAUGACUAUUCCAAGAAAUAA
Rhizopus microsporus ATCC 52813 is the source of this 951-nucleotide messenger RNA. RefSeq names its product Hydroxyacyl-coenzyme A dehydrogenase mitochondrial precursor. The transcript has 3 exons. NCBI's taxonomy places the organism in Eukaryota, Fungi, Mucoromycota, Mucoromycetes, Mucorales, Rhizopodaceae. The record is from RefSeq and is a predicted model, not a curated record. Bases 1 to 951 code for a protein of 316 amino acids. Gene Ontology annotation, cellular component: mitochondrion. Gene Ontology annotation, biological process: fatty acid beta-oxidation. Gene Ontology annotation, molecular function: NAD+ binding; (3S)-3-hydroxyacyl-CoA dehydrogenase (NAD+) activity.